Tauraco erythrolophus (red-crested turaco) is the source of this 380-nucleotide messenger RNA. The record is from RefSeq and is a predicted model, not a curated record. NCBI's taxonomy places the organism in Eukaryota, Metazoa, Chordata, Aves, Musophagiformes, Musophagidae.
GAAAUGAUCUUUUUCUAGUUGCAGUACAUGAACUGGGACAUGCUCUGGGCUUGGAGCACUCUAACGAUCCCACUGCAAUCAUGGCUCCGUUUUACCAGUACAUGGAAACUGACAACUUCAAACUACCUAAUGAUGAUUUACAGGGCAUCCAGAAGAUAUAUGGUCCACCUGACAGAAUCCCACCACCAACAAGACCUCUGCCAACAGUGCCCCCACAUCGUUCAAUCCCUCCAGUAGACCCACGGAAGAAUGACAGGCAACCUAAACCUCCUCGGCCACCCACUGGUGACAAACCUUCCUAUCCUGGAGCCAAGCCUAACAUCUGUGAUGGGAACUUCAACACUCUGGCUAUUCUUCGCCGGGAAAUGUUUGUUUUCAAG